Messenger RNA from Capsicum annuum, 1369 nucleotides. Its product is annotated as homeobox protein knotted-1-like 6. Gene Ontology annotation, cellular component: nucleus. The transcript is spliced from 5 exons. The record is from RefSeq and is a predicted model, not a curated record. Bases 248 to 1264 code for a protein of 338 amino acids. Lineage: Eukaryota; Viridiplantae; Streptophyta; Magnoliopsida; Solanales; Solanaceae. Gene Ontology annotation, molecular function: DNA-binding transcription factor activity, RNA polymerase II-specific; DNA binding. Gene Ontology annotation, biological process: regulation of DNA-templated transcription.
CUCUAAGUAUGAUGGGACCUCUCUUCAUCUUCACCUUCCCUUUUUUCCCUCUUCUCCUUUAGUUUUAUAAGUAUUUUUUUUCCUCCCUUUUAAAAAAGAAAGGAAAAACACGCACUUCAAAUAACAAAACAAAAACACAAGCUUAAUAUCUCAUCUUUCCCACUCCGAUUAUUCCAAGUAAAAUUACUCAUAUUUUCCCUAUUUGAUUAUUUCUUACUAAUUUACACUACUUUGGAAUUUUAGAUAUAUGGAUGAUGAAAUGUAUGGUUUCCGUUCAACAAGUGAUUAUGCGGACAAAGCGUUGAUGUCACCAGAGAAUUUGAUGAUGGCAGAUGAGUACAACAAUUUCCACAACUAUCACAACAUGGCCAUGAACACCCCUAUGUUUGGAUCCGAUGAUGUUCAAUUAUCAUCGGAUGCUGCUAAUUCUUUCAGUCUUACUACUCCUCAAAAUAAUAAUAUUUAUCAAAUUAGAUAUGGAAAUUGUGGCAGUGGCAGUGGCAGUAGAAAGGAUGAUAAUAAUAACAACAAUGAAGAUUAUGAUGAAGAUGGUUCAAAUAUUAUCAAGGCUAAAAUCGUCUCACAUCCUUAUUAUCCUAAAUUACUCGAUGCUUAUAUUGAUUGUCAAAAGGUUGGAGCACCGCCGGAGAUAGCAAAUCUGCUAGAAGAAAUAAGGCAACAAAACGAUCUUCGUAAACCAAACGCUACUUCCAUAUGCAUAGGAGCUGAUCCUGAACUUGAUGAGUUUAUGGAAACGUACUGUGAUAUAUUGUUGAAGUAUAAGUCCGAUCUGUCUAGGCCUUUUGAUGAAGCAACAACGUUCCUCAACAAGAUUGAACUGCAACUUGGAAAUCUUUGCAAAGAUGAUGGUGGUGUAUCGUCAGAUGAGGAGUUCAGUUGCGGGGAGGCAGAAGGACAAGAUGCAUCAAUGAGAUGUGAGGAUAACGAACUCAAGGACAGACUCCUACGUAAGUUUGGGAGUCAUCUAAGUAGUCUUAAGUUGGAAUUCUCUAAGAAAAAGAAGAAAGGGAAGCUACCAAAAGAGGCAAGGCAGAUGUUACUUGCAUGGUGGAAUGAUCAUUAUAGAUGGCCUUACCCUACGGAAGCUGAUAAAAAUUCACUGGCAGAAUCAACAGGACUGGAUCCAAAGCAGAUCAACAAUUGGUUUAUAAAUCAAAGGAAGAGACAUUGGAAACCAUCAGAGAAUAUGCAGUUAGCAGUUAUGGAUAAUCUUAGUGGCCAAUUCUUCUCAUCAGAUGAUUGAGUUGAAAUUGUGAACCCUGGGCCAUGAUUUCUCUUUUCAUUAUAUUAUAUAUAAAUAUAUAUAUAUUUUUGGGAAACAAGAAAAAGAAAGAAUUUAUUUUAUUAA